Molecule: messenger RNA, 6124 nt
Organism: Thrips palmi
Lineage: Eukaryota; Metazoa; Arthropoda; Insecta; Thysanoptera; Thripidae
Product: serine/threonine-protein phosphatase 2B catalytic subunit 3-like
Exons: 16
Coding region: 506-2041 (511 amino acids)
Biological process (GO): calcineurin-mediated signaling
Cellular component (GO): calcineurin complex; cytoplasm
Molecular function (GO): calmodulin-dependent protein phosphatase activity; calmodulin binding
Source: RefSeq, a predicted model, not a curated record
CUUCGCGCUUCGCGAGCAGUCCGUCGUCCGCCCCGUCCGAGUACCCGAGCCCCGCGCACGGCGGAGGAGAAGGGAAGGGAAGGGCCCAAGUAACAUCUGUGUGUCCCGACGAGAAACGCAACGCAAGUCCGCGCCCGCGCCGCGCAGCUUCGCGAGGCGCCGCGUUCGGUUCGGUUCGGUUCGCUUCAGUUCGGCUGUGUUGUGUUGGUACGCGGAGUGGAGUGACGGGGACGGGGACGAGUGGCGACGGCGACGGCACCGCGACCGUAGUGUACGCCACGGGCUGCGGGACGGGCGACGGGCUUCGCGAGAGUGAAGUUUUGACUUUGAUGCACCGCGCUCCCCGAGGUCCCCGAGGUCCCCGGUCGUAGUGCGAAGUGCCCGCGGCUCCGCGGCCAGGCGAGUGGCGAGUGCGAGUCAUUGAAUUCGGUUCGGAUUCGGGUCACACUUUCAAGGGCCGCCCUUGUCGUAUGUGGAAGUGUGUUGCCAGUGACAACGGUCCAGAAUGAAGUCCGACGCCAACCAGAAGGGGUCCACCUCGGAUCGGACAGUGAAAAACACUCCAUUCCCGCCCAGUCACAAGCUGAGCGUGACGGAAUGCUUCGACCAGCGGACGGGCAAGCCCAAGCCCGACGUGCUCAAGCAGCACUUCUUCGCGGAGGGCCGCAUCGACGAGGCCGCCGCGCUCAAAAUCGUCCACGAGGGCGCCACCCUGCUCAAGUCAGAGAAGACCAUGAUCGAGAUCGAGGCCCCCGUCACAGUAUGCGGAGAUAUUCACGGGCAGUUCUACGACCUGAUGAAGCUCUUUGAGGUGGGCGGCCCACCAGCCACCACCAAGUACCUGUUUCUUGGUGACUAUGUAGACAGAGGGUACUUUAGCAUUGAGUGUGUGUUAUACUUAUGGGCACUGAAGCUUUGCCAUCCAACUACUCUAUUUCUAUUACGAGGAAACCAUGAAUGUAGGCACUUGACAGAAUACUUCACGUUUAAACAAGAAUGUAAAAUAAAAUAUUCAGAAAGAGUUUAUGAUGCCUGUAUGGAUGCUUUCGAUUGCCUGCCACUAGCAGCGCUUAUGAACCAACAAUUCCUCUGUGUUCAUGGUGGCCUUUCUCCAGAGAUUCACGUCCUAGAUGACAUCAGAAGAUUGGACCGGUUUAAGGAGCCUCCUGCCUUUGGACCAAUGUGUGAUUUGUUGUGGUCAGAUCCUUUGGAAGACUUUGGCAAUGAGAAAAACGUAGAGCACUUCACACACAAUAGCGUUCGAGGCUGCUCAUACUUUUACAGUUACGCAGCAUGCUGUGACUUCCUGGCUAACAAUAAUUUGCUCUCAAUAAUCAGAGCUCAUGAAGCCCAAGAUGCAGGGUAUCGGAUGUACCGUAAAAGUCAAGUUACUGGAUUCCCUUCCCUCAUUACUAUAUUUUCUGCACCAAAUUACCUUGAUGUAUACAACAAUAAGGCUGCUGUUUUGAAGUAUGAAAACAAUGUUAUGAACAUCAGGCAAUUUAACUGCUCACCCCAUCCUUACUGGCUUCCAAAUUUCAUGGAUGUAUUCACAUGGUCCCUGCCAUUUGUUGGUGAAAAGGUCACUGAGAUGCUGGUAAAUGUCCUCAGUAUCUGCUCAGAUGAUGAGCUUAUGUCUGAUGGAGACGAAACUCUUGAAGAAGCUGAUGCGAAAGUUAUUUUAAGACCUAAGAGUGCAAACCUAAGGAAAGAAGUAAUUCGCAACAAGAUUCGGGCAAUAGGAAAAAUGGCCAGAGUCUUCUCAGUUCUUAGAGAGGAAAGUGAAAGUGUCCUACAACUUAAAGGUCUCACUCCUACUGGUUCCUUACCUCUUGGAGCGCUAUCAGGUGGUAAAACGUCUCUCAAGAAUGCCUUGCAGGGCUUCUCACCAAAUCACAAAAUUACUUCAUUUGCGGAGGCCAAAGGCUUAGAUGCUAUCAAUGAAAGAAUGCCUCCCCGAAGAGAUGCUUCCCCCACACCAGCUGUUGAAGAAAAGCCGCUGGUUAAGGCUGAUCCCUCCUCUUCAUCUGCUACCCGCUAAGGAGUCGACUAGUGCGUGUGACCGCCUGGUUGAGAUUUUCAAGACCUUCUUAGUCAACCAGGUGGCAUCGUAUCUAACUCAAUUCCCUUGUACUGGUGCCGCCUUUUGCUCUGCUCCACUUCCUCCAAUGCCUGGCAGCGGGCUGUCAGGCAAGGUCCAAGGAGAGCGCUGGACACUCUUUCGACUUUCGACUGCUGUGCAUGUUUUUGUUGUUUAGGACUGCACCAUGAAGACUUAAAUGAAAUAAUUCUGGCAUCACCUUUGUUAGGAUAGCCUUGGGUACUAUGGAGUCAGGAAACUGUGAGGAUCACAAAAGAUUCAUGUCUUGUUUUUAUUAUUGUUAUUCGUUAUGUGUUUGCUAGCUGAAAUCUAUCAGUAGAUUAGGGGAUGGGGGUUACAUGAAAUUGGCUCUACAAUGUUUAUUGGCGCCUUCAUUGAGCCUUUUGCCUCAGUCUUUGACUAUAUGUGUUAAACCUUCCUCUUAAAUUGCUGAUGUCCAAAUAUUGGUGCUCUCAAUGCACAUACCCAAUAUAGGAGUGCCGUAUAAACAUAUGUAAGUCAUAUGAGCCUGAGUUAUUUUUCUGCUGGCAAGAUUUCUUGUGUGUCUGCUUGUGUGGGUGUAAUACUGCAUCAUGUGAACAGGUUUUCCGAAUGCAGGUGGACUGAAUCAAUUACAUUAUUGUUGAUAGUUGUAUUUGUUAUCAGUGAUCUGCUGAAACUCAGUCCAUUCUGCAAAAUGCAACGCAUAGCAAUCAGAACUACCACAUGUGAUAAGUAUGAAUGAUUGUGGGUGUGUGACUUGUGUGCUUGUGAGUCAGACUCUGUGUGCCUGUGUGUAUGUAAGACUGUUAACCAGUCUAAGCAAGACUUCCUGUUUAAUAGUCACCCAUUAUUAGCUUGACUUGUUGAUGAAUCUUGUUUCCUUUAAUGAGAAACUACUAAUAUAUAUCCGAUGUUAUUCGGUUUUGGUGGGAGUUAAUCACUUUGAGUGGUCUUCAAUAAACUUGUUACCUGUAAUUUGUAUGGUCCCCAAAAUGUAUUCAGCAUUGCAAGUUCUUUUCAUGCGCCAUUUAUGUAAUUUUUUGGCAUAACGCUAUGUGAACCUGUGCUCUUGGUCUGAGGUUAUUUGCUUGAUCACCAAUUUUCAUUCUUCAUUUGACCGCUAAAUUUUUCUUGUUCCUGUUAGAGACAUCAAAUUCUGAGAUGGAGAGCCAGCUCAAUUUUGUUCCUAGUCCUCACUUCAGAUUGUGUGGUUUAUCACAUGCUUCCAUUUAAGAUUAUCAGUCCUUUUCUACUCCGUAGUUUUUAUGCCAAACGGAUACUUUUGAAUCUUAUUCUAGAGUAAGGUACGGUGAACAGUCAUGUUGGCAUAUGUGAAAUCAUUCUUGCAUUACUUCCUAUCUGCUCCAGCGUUUGAAAAUGUUUAACUUGCAUCAUAUUUUUCGAUGCAUUGUGCACUUCAUUUGAAGCGAAAGUCAUGAAGUGGUGUAUUUUGUACUCUGGAUUAUCCUCCCUUCUUAUGUGAAGCCUUUGAAUUAAGUUACAAUGCUGGAUUUAUCUGCCUCAAACAUCAAAAAUUGUUCUGAUUUCUGAAGUAAACAGAAGGAAAUGAAUAUUCAAGUGUUUUUCUUCAUGUGAUGACAGCAGAUGUUGUGUUCUUGGUUUUACCCUUAAACAGUUGCUAUAUUUAAAUGAUAAUACAAAGUAAGCACCAUGCACUCUGAAACUAUCUAGUACAGAAAAUUUUCCCAAAUGGUUGAGUAGUGCAAAGUAAUAUUUAAUAAGGUGGGCCAAAACAUGGAAGUCUCAUUAUCCUCCCUUCUAUUGCUAUUGUCUUUGGGUGUAUUUACUACAUGCCUUCAGAAGGAUGACGUGAAUCUAAACAACCUUUCAGUGAAUUAAAUCAAAAUCUUUCUACUUAAUUUAUAUACUGUUUGUUCAGAUAGGUAGAUAUUUUCUCUUUUCUUUCUCUCUCUUUUUUUAAAUUUUUUUUUUUUUUUUUGGUUAAGUUCUAUAUUAUUUUUUAAGAUGACGAUAAUGCUCUGAAUCAGGAAUUGCCAUACUAAGAGAGGUCAGGAUUUCUACCUCUCCAGCAUAUCUUUGGCUGUGAUUUGUAUAAUUUGUGUUUAGCCAUGGUACAAAAACUAUUUCUCUCCCUGACUUUUUUAUAUAAAUGUGUUGUGCCACAGAUCAUUGGCUCUCUUUUAUGUAGAGAAGAAUCCAUUGAUUGUGGUGAAUUUAGGUGAAAUUGUCUUUGAGGUCGGUCUAGUUUUCAAUAGCCGUGAGGUUAUUACUGACCCUCCAAGGUCCUCAUAUGAGCCCAUCAACAUAGUCAUGAAGGUAUGCAUGCAUAGGAACCCUCUUCAUCUUCAUAUGUAAACAAUACCCCUUAAUUGUAGUUAAUAUCAUUUCAUAGCAUGUUUUGAGUCCCUUUAUAGUAGCUUCUGAACCUUGAACUGUAUUAACUAUCCUAAGUAAUAAUGAACGCAAUACCUCAUUCCUUCUAUUUGAGCUUUACAAUUUGUUCAGUACUUAACUUGACGAAUACUUGACUGUAGGUGGUUUCACACUGCCCCAUGUAUCAAAACGAAAAUUCACUUAAAAGAUCAUUCAUUUUGACUGCUGGCAGUUCUUAUCUUCCUCUAGAAUCCUGAAUGGUCCCAUUAUAAGCUUAGAAAGGCACUGAGAACUGGAACGGAUAUUGAAACAAUGAAUCCUCAUAAUAUGAAGCAAGUCAAGCCUCACUAAGUUAGUAACUUUCAUGAAGCUUGUACUUUGGAUGUGAAGAAAGUCUCUUCACCUACCAAAAUACCCUUUGACUGGAGAUAAAUGCUCUUGGGAUCUAAGAACUAGAUGAGUGAUGUGACUUUGCCAUUCACAUCUCCUUUCUAACUAGCACAAUUUGUUAAACUUUUUGUGGUUUGUUGAACAGAGCAGCGUUAUUCUUACAGUGUCUGCUCAUGAGUUAUGAAUUCUGUCUGUCAAUUUAUUAAUUGCAAUUUACCUGGAGGUGUCAAAUGUGCACAAUUUACUAGUGUGGUGUUUGAUGCCAUCUUGCUGAGCUCUCUUUCAGGUAUAAAAUAUUUGAAGCAGAAUUAGCAAUCCUGAUCCUUGAUGAAGAAGGCCAAAUGGUGAUUUAUGGUCCAUGUGGCUUAGAAUGAGAGAAACACACACUAUCUGUGUAGACAGACUUGUGAGACGAUUUGCCGUGAGAAUAGCUCAAAACUCAGUUCUGUGUAAAUUAUACCAUCUGUUGAUGUUCUUGACUUUCAUGUUGGAUUGAUAUGGUAUUUUAUGGUUUGUAUCUAUGUAUUCAUAGGGAAAGCAUCAUAUUGUUUGUUUUUUCAUGCUUGGCACCUUUUUUACCAUGUCUUGCUAGUUUCUUUUUCUAAAUACCUGUAAUACUAUAUCCACAAUCUAAUUAUAUUCAACUACAUAUAUCUAUACUAUUUUGUAAGUAACCCUUUCGAUAAUAAAAGUGAAGUAAUUACCAGAGGAGUUCUGUGUCAUCCAGCCUUGGUUUUCUCUCUGAUAAUUAUCUGAAUUUGCAAGAGCCAUUUGUUCAAUUUUAAUAGUAGCCACUCUCCGCCAAGUAGUGUAUGUAAUAUCAUAGACUCUCAUUACUUUAAAAAAUCAUCAAAGGUCAAUCUGACAUGAAAACUGAAUUAUUCAGAGGCAAAAGUCAUACAAUUUUCCAUUAUCAAAUAAAUCUUGAGUUGAACGUUAUGCAGAUAAUACCCCUAUGGCAAGAAAGGUAAUAACGGAGGCUGCAGACCUGUAAUUUUUCAAUGUAGGCCAUCAGUACAAAGUGCACCUUUGUUAAUUGGAGUAUUAACUUAAAUUUGUAAAUGCAUGUUUCAUAACGGGGACUUGCCCUCAUGCUGAAAAUGGCCAACUCAUGGUGUCUUAAUCUUGCUUAUACUAUGGUGUGUGUUAUGACAGCACACAAACAUUUAUCCUAUUGUUAAUGAUUCUUAAUGCAAUAAUAAUAACAAAGAGGAUAUUAUACAAAAAAAAUCUUAUUUUUUAUUAUAAUGCAUUUACUCUUGUCUUAAAAACAAAAAUAAAUUCCUGUUGUGCACA